CUUCUCGUUGCAAAACGGGAGAACAUGGCGACCUCCUGUGUGCUUGCACUUGAGGGAAUUAUUUCUUAAUUUACUGAAUACACCGCCCACCAUAUUUCUCCAGAUUUAAUCGUUGACGAUGUCCCUACGACCCCGGCGUGUUGAUUUUGACACAACUUGGGUCAAUUUGCUGGAAACUGUGAAGGGGGUAAUAACUUGUGCCCAGGUACCCCGAGCUACCUGGAACGACAGAUUCUCAGAUGUAUAUGCCCUGUGUGUAGCCUGCCCUGAACCCCUAGGGGACCGGCUUUACCAAGAGACUAAGAACUUCCUGGAAGCCCAUGUAGAGACUCUACAUAAGAAUGUUGUGGACGGUGGAGAAAAGAAUUUCCUGUCUCUGUACCACACACACUGGGUACAGUACAGUAAAGGGUCCAGCUUCCUCAACCAGCUGUAUGGGUACCUAAACACGACCUAUAUAAAGAAACAGAAGUAUAGUGAUGCUGACCUUAGCUAUGGCGGGUUCUCUAUCGAAUCCUCUGACCAGAUGCUGGAGAUCGGAGAGCUUGCAUUGGACACCUGGAAGCGUCUGAUGGUAGAACCGUUGAAGGAUGCGCUGGUGCGUCUGAUUUUGAUUGACGUGUGGCAGGACCGAUGUAACGGCACAGUCAACCAGACCAUUCUCCAUGGUGUCAUCAAUUCAUUUGUGAAUGUAGAGGACUACAAAAAGAAGCAUCCCCUACAACUGUAUGAGGAUAUAUUCGAGAAGCCGUUCCGGAAGGAGACGGGUGACUACUACAGACAGGAAGCAGCCAAAUUGAAGGAUGAGUGUAAUUGUUCGGAAUACAUGGAAAAAGUUAUAUUUAGGUUAGACAAUGAGGAUUUCCGUAGUCGGAAGUUCCUUCACCCGAGUUCGUACAAUAAGAUCACGUUUGAGUGCCAACAACGUAUGGUGGCUGACCACUUACAGUUUCUACACGGCGAAUGUAAGGAGAUGGUCAAGCUGAAACACACUAAAGACUUGUCCAAUAUGUAUCGACUACUUAAGCCUAUAAAUGGUGGACUCGGCGUCCUGAUACAGGAGGUGGAGUCCCAUAUUCGGCGGACAGGACUCGAGGCAGUCAAAAACCUUAAGGGUGAAAAUAUACCAGCCCAGUUUGUGGAGUCUAUGUUGGAGGUACACAAGCAUUACACAGAGCUUAUACAGCAGACGUUUCAGACUGAUCAACAGUUUGUAGGAGCUCUAGACAAGGCUUGUGCUGCGGCGAUAAACUACCGACACAAUCCUAAACACCCAUGUAAAUCAGCUGAGCUGGUGAGUACACGGGUCCAGUAUAGAUGUAAAUCAGCUGAGCUGCUUGCUAAAUACUGUGAUAACUUACUAAAGAAGAGUUCUAAGGGAAUCUCUGAGAUGGAGUUGGAUGACAAAUUGUCUAGCUGUAUUACCGUCUUUAAAUAUUUGGAUGAUAAGGAUGUUUUCCAGAGGUUUUACUCGCGGAUGUUGGCCAAGAGGUUAAUAUUCUCACAGUCUGCGUCAAUGGAUGCUGAGGAAGCCAUGAUUAAUAAACUCAAGCAAGCUUGCGGGUACGAGUUCACCAAUAAGUUGCACCGAAUGUUUACAGAUAUGAGUAUAAGUAUGGGCCUCAACAACGACUUCAGCGACUUCAUCAGAAACAAGGACAAUGAGGACCUCGGUGUCAAUUUCACCAUCAUGGUGUUACAGGCAGGAGCUUGGCCUAUCGGACAAAGUAACCUUCCAACUUUUGCCAUUCCGCAGGAGUUAGAACGUAGUGUGAGAAUGUUUGAAACAUUCUAUAAUGGAAAAUUUAGUGGUAGAAAAUUGACGUGGAUGCAUAAUUUCUGUAGUGCUGAGUUAAAAUUUAACUACCUGAAGCGACCAUUCAUCGUUACCAUGGGAACGUUCCACAUGGCAAUGUUACUGCUUUAUAACACCUGUGAUAGACUGACCUUCACAGAGCUCAUGGAUAACACAAAGUUACCAGAGAAAGAGCUCGUCAAGCAGAUCCAGGGGCUCAUUGACACGAAGCUUGUUAUUGUUACGGGAGACAAGGAUGAUCUAUGUCGAUGUUCCUUUGACCUCAAUAUGGAGUACACAAAUAAACGUACGAAGUUCAAAAUCGCAAGCACUGGUCAACGAGAGUCUCCGCAGGAAGUAGAAAGUACCCACAAUGCAGUAGAUGAGGACAGAAAGAUGUAUCUACAAGCAGCCAUUGUCCGAAUCAUGAAGGCGAGAAAGAUCCUAAAACACACCAUGUUGAUACAGGAGGUGAUCAGCCAGGCCCGAGCGCGGUUCACUCCCAAUAUUCCCAUGAUUAAAAAGUGUAUAGAAGCUUUGAUAGACAAACAGUAUCUGGAACGGACUCCCAACUCGUCAGACGAGUAUCGCUACGUAGCAUAGCAUCACUUAGCAACCGGUAGGGUUGGUGGUUAGGACAAUGUGAUACUUGGAAAUGCUGUCUUCAUUGUUUUGUUAACAUAUUUCCUGGAUUAACGAAGGACAGAAUGUUUACGCUGGAAUGGAUGGAAAAAGAAUGUGAUAGUGAUUUUCAUGUGAUUCGUGUCAUACAAUCCGUAGAGUGGACAUAUUAUAUGUGUGAAAGUGAUCAUGCUACACAAAUUUCUUCAGUGGAAUAUUACUUGUGUAAUACAAGGUUGGGUGAUGGUUUUCACCUUCACUGAAUUCAUAAGCCAUUGAGAAACAACAGUUUGUGAUGUUUUAUGAAAAAUUUGAAAUCUAAUAUUAAUUUCUAAAUCAUGGCCAUAUGUGAUCUCUCUCCAAAUCUCAAGUGGUAGGUUGGCUUGUUUUGAUUUGCUUGAACGUCAACACAGAUUAUAGAAAAUGUCUCAAUCUAACAGAUGUUAAUUCGUUUCUGGAAUUCUGACAAAUUUCCCUAAAGAUUGUUUCAUCAAUUUUUAGCUGGAAAAAAAAAUGUAAUUUUAUUGUCUACUUUAAGUUCAAAAUGAGGCAGUAUUCUGAAGUCCCCGUGAUAUGAUGAUGUGACCUAGUUCCGACCAGUUGUGGCUGUGACCUAGUUAACAAAUAUUGAUAUAUAAACCAACGUUAAGGUUGAAAUCUUUGACCUUUGAACUCUUACUGGAGUCAUGACCUCUAAAUUAUAUUAAAAGAAGAUUUUGUACAAUGUCAUGUAUAUGCAUUUGAAAUAAAUGUUGUUGUCAUAGAGACAAUGACAUCAAAAUA
Messenger RNA from Pecten maximus, 3199 nucleotides. RefSeq names its product cullin-2-like. The transcript has 19 exons. The record is from RefSeq and is a predicted model, not a curated record. Gene Ontology annotation, cellular component: Cul2-RING ubiquitin ligase complex; SCF ubiquitin ligase complex. Gene Ontology annotation, biological process: SCF-dependent proteasomal ubiquitin-dependent protein catabolic process; protein ubiquitination. Bases 119 to 2398 code for a protein of 759 amino acids. Gene Ontology annotation, molecular function: ubiquitin protein ligase binding. NCBI's taxonomy places the organism in Eukaryota, Metazoa, Mollusca, Bivalvia, Pectinida, Pectinidae.